Molecule: messenger RNA, 1239 nt
Organism: Rotaria sp. Silwood1
Lineage: Eukaryota; Metazoa; Rotifera; Eurotatoria; Philodinida; Philodinidae
Source: the annotation of a GenBank genome assembly
AUGGACAAAAAGAAAUCAACAUCAACUGCUAGUGGAUCAUCUUCUCCUUCCACAACAACUAAACCAAAAAAAUCAUCAUCAACAACAGCAGCAGCAUCAUUACCAACAACAACGACAAGCAGAAAUGCAGUACUUCCUCAAACUGCUCGUCGGAUUCUUCAAAAUUUCCUUUUGGUAUGGCUCGAUGCCAAUUUGCAAGAGUCAGAUAACGAUUUUAAGAAUUCGUUGCAACAUCUUCGAAAAAUUGUGGCAUCUAUCACAACGUUUACGGAUGCCCAACAAUGUGUUAAUUUCCUAAAUGAAAUCAAAAAAGAAAAGGUAUUUAUGAUCGUAUCAGGUUCCUUGGGUCGUCAAAUAGUACCAGAAAUCGAAGCAUUGCCACAACUGGAAGCAAUUUAUGUGUUUUGUGGUAACCAAUCGGUUCAUGAACAAUGGGCUAAAAAAAUAAGCAAGGUUAAGGGUGUAUACACAAAAAUAGAACCAAUUUGUCAAGCACUUGAAAUCGAUCGACAACGAUGUGAUCAAGCUAUGAUCCCGAUCAGCUUUAAUGGUCGUGAUGCAUUAUUUAUGUAUACACAACUUUUAAAAGAAGCCCUUUUGGAAAUUGAAGAUGACGAUGUCAAAUCGAUUAAAGAUCUCGUAGAGUACUGUCGUCUACAAGAUGAUAUUGAUGAAGGUCAAAUUAGGAAGGUCGAAAAUGAAUAUCGUAAUCAUACACCAAUAUGGUGGUAUACGGCAGAGACAUUUAUUUAUCCAAUGCUCAAUCGUGGCCUUCGACAAAUGGAUGUCGAUAUUAUUCUGAAGAUGGGUUUCUUCAUCCGUCAUUUACAUCAACAUAUUACUGAAUUACAUCGUCAACAACAAGGAAACAUGCCAACAAAUUUUCAAGUCUUCCGUGGACAAGGUUUGUCCAUGGAAGAUUUUGAAAAAAUGAAAAAAACCAAACGAGGACUUAUGUCCUUUAAUAAUUUUCUGUCAACAAGUCGCAACCGUGAGAUAUCUUUCAAAAACUUCGCACGACCAGCUACAAGCAAUCCUAAUUCAGUUGGCAUCCUUUUCAUUAUGAAUAUUGACACGGCUAUUUGCACGAAAUCCUCAACACCAUUUGCUGAAGAUUUUGAAAUUUUUCCUUAUGUUGAUAAUCGUUCAAGUGAAAAAUUUAUCAAUGAAUCGACAAAUAGUGUUUUUAUUGUUCGUUUUGAUAUCGAAACUUCUCGUUUCGUUGCAAAAACUAAUUGA